Thunnus maccoyii (southern bluefin tuna) is the source of this 2072-nucleotide messenger RNA. RefSeq lists its product as uncharacterized. Lineage: Eukaryota; Metazoa; Chordata; Actinopteri; Scombriformes; Scombridae. Gene Ontology annotation, biological process: lipoprotein metabolic process; lipid transport. Gene Ontology annotation, molecular function: lipid binding. The record is from RefSeq and is a predicted model, not a curated record. The transcript is spliced from 5 exons. Gene Ontology annotation, cellular component: membrane; extracellular region. The coding region runs from base 1 to 1800 and encodes 599 amino acids.
AUGGACCAACACUUCCGGAUGGUGUUCUUGUUGGAGGAGGAAUCAUGUCGUUACUUCAUCAGUGAGUUUGAUGAACAACAGCCCAGGAUGCUGCAGUUUCUAAAUGACCUGGAGGAGAGUGCUGUUCAGCUAGACGGGAUGAAUAAAGGGGCAAAGAUCUCCAGUGUGGCAGGAAGCUCGGUCGGGGAGGUUGGAGGUUUCAAAAACACAGGAGGUUUUUCUCCCAUCCACCAUCGACAACUACCAUUAGUUUACAUAUACGUUGUUUUGUCUUACAGAAAGAACCUGCAGAGGGCCUUGUGCCAGUACACCAAAGACACCCUCAGUUAUAUUAACACGCUAAAAGAAUUCAGUGAGAGGCUUCCUGAAUGGAUAAAUGCAAGGAAGACAGAGUUGAGGACUUUAACAGACAUCAAAGACAGAAAGAAGCAUGAAAAACUGGAGCAGGAGCUUGCUGCUGUGCUGAAGGACACUCUGGGAGGUCUGGAGAAGCUCGACUGCUUCCUGGAUGCAGUGGAGAGGUUGGCGGUCACCUCACUGCAUGUGUUUAAUGAGGAGAACUGGGUGUUACAUCUACCCCAAGAGAUCAGCCCUGAGACUGUUCAGGUUGGUAUCAUUGCUGCUCUGCUGGUCUGUCCACUCCUCCUCCAGUUUAAAAGAGAUGCGAAGGCCUUCUUCCUUCCCAAACUUCAGAAUGUGGAAGUGCUGGAAUAUCAGUUGGACGAAUACAUCCAGACCACCCAGAAGAUCUGUGACAAGUUAGAGGAAAGCUCUUUCAGUGAGUUUUGCCUGAGGAUGAAUAUGGAAACUGUGGUAGAUCUUGAUGUGGAUUUGUCUGAAGAUGACAUACAAAGGAUGCUUUGUCACAUCAAUCAGCUUAAUGAAAUCAGGAUGGACCAGCACUUCCGGAUGGUGUUCUUGUUCAAGGAGGAAUCAUGUCGUCACUUCAUCAGUGAGUUUGAUGAACGACAGCCCAGAAUGCUGCAGUUUCUAAAUGACCUGGAGGAGAGUGCUGUUCAGCUAGACAGGAUGAAUAAAGGGGCAAAGAUCUCCAGUGUGGCAGGAAGCUCGGUGGGGGCGGUUGGAGGUGUCCUUACCAUCAUUGGUUUGGCAUUAAUUCCUGUAACAGCUGGAGUGUCUCUUGCUCUGACAAUGACUGGGGUGGGGCUGGGAAUUACCAGCGGAGUUAACAGCGCUGUCACCACAGCCACAGAGAUUGGAGUCAACCGCACAUAUCAAAAUAAAGCCAGUGAAGCCUUCCAGAGCUUCAUGGAGGAUGUGCAGAGUCUCCAGGAUUGUCUGGAGGAGGUCAUCAACAGUCAGAAAGAUGUAGCUGUGGGAGUAAGCAAGGUGUUUUGUAAAGUUGGUCUUGUUGGAAAAAGCAUAGAGUCACUUGUUAUGAAGAUGUCGAAAAGUAAAAAGCAGAUAGCAGGUGCUGGCAAAGUAGUGGCCGUGGAAGGUAAAGUGUUAAGUGACAUGUCCAAAGUGGCGUCACAUGUCCCAGUUGUUGGUCAGGCAGCAGUCAAAGGGUCCCUUGCUCUCACCAAGUCAGCCAGGGCUGGUCUCAUUGCACUCAAUGCUCUUUUCAUUGGCAUGGACAUCUUCUUCAUCUGUAAAGACAGCAUCAGUCUGGCCAAAGGCAGUGAGACUGAAGUCUCACAGCUCAUCAGAGCCAGAGCUGCACUUUGGAGCUCAGAGAUGGACUCGUGGAAGAAGAUCCGUGAUUCUUUGCAUCAGGGUCUGCUGACAUCAGAGGAAAAACGAGCUAUCCUGGAGACACCGUUUUAUCCAGAGGGGUAGACAGAGUCACGAUGAAAAUUCCCAUCUGAUCUAGUUUGUGAAAAACAAAUGAAAAACAGUUUUGUGCAUGUAUGUAUAAAGAUUUAAUCCUGCAUACAUCAGAAAAUCACUGAGCAUCCUCAUUUAAGUUUAUCUUUAGAGAUUAAGUUGGGAUUCUUAUGAUUGUUAACCAACUACUGUUUUCAAUGAUUACAUAACCAGCAUAUCUUUUGUUUCUUGUUUCAAUCUAUAUAUCAUACCUUUUGCAGAUUAUUUUAGUACACACACACACA